CGAGCACUGAGCUCAGCGGUAGCAGAUCGUGAAUCGUUGUACACAAGCAACAGUUACAGUCCCCGACACAGACCCAGAUCCUGGGUUCCUAACAAUUUAGGGCGCGUGCAUUGUGUAUUACAGAGAAUAAGAGACAGAGAGAUAAAGCAAGAGAAGGAGAAGGAGAGCAGGAGGAGACUUCCUGUCUGGGCCACUUAGCAUUCUAAUUCCCCAAACGCAUUCGAACACGUGCUGCAACGUCUGUGGCAAGGAUUUGUAGUGGGACCGGCUCCAACUUCAUUGGCAACUUCGUCGACUCCUCCAAUCAGCAGGCAACAGCAGUAACUCCGCUAACGGCUUCUUUUUUCGCUCGUUUUUUGUUUCGGCAUUGUUGGUGUCCUUUGGUGCUCCUUUCUAUUUUUUGUUUUUUUUUUGUUUUUUUGUUUCCAUCAUGCAUUCGCCAACUGCCAAAGUGUCGGGCUAUAUAGUCCUGAUGAUUGUGCAAAUAAUUUUCCUGAUUCUAUUCUGGCUGUUCGUGCGUUACGAGAAGGCUGUUUUGCCCCAGGCAAUCGGUGCUGAAGACGCUGGAUCAGCAAACGAACACGUUUCAAAAUAUCCGCAGUUCCAAGAUAUUCAGGUGAUGAUCUUCAUUGGCUUCGGAUUUCUGAUGACUUUCCUGCGCAAAUAUGGAUACAGUGCCACAGGAUAUACAUUGUUUAUGGCCGCUUUGGUGGUGCAAUGGUCAAUUCUGAUGAAGGGAUUCCUUCACAUGGAGUCGGGCAAAAUUAGCUUGUCUUUGGAGAACAUCAUCGAUGCGGAUAUUGCCGCCGCUGUGCCCUUAAUUAGUAUGGGAGCACUGCUGGGAAGGACCACGCCAAUUCAAUUGCUUUGCAUGUCCAUCUUCGAGGUGGCACUGUUUGCCGCCAACGAGUAUUUGGCCCUGAAUGUCUUGAGUAUCUGUGACUGUGGCGGCUCUAUAACGGUGCAUGCCUUUGGUGCCUAUUUCGGUCUCGCUGUGGCCCUAAUGCUGCGUCCAGCAAGCGAUCAGAACGAGGCCGGAAAGCAUGAAGGAGCCAACUAUUUGUCGGAUAUUAGUGCAAUGAUCGGCACUACUUUCCUGUGGGUCUAUUGGCCCAGCUUUAACUCGGUUCUGGCUGAUGGAGCUGGCGGGGAACGAGCCAUUUUGAACACGUUUCUAUCAUUAGCCGCGGCAACAGUGACCACCUUCGUUGUAUCCGCACUUGUCAGCCAUGAGAAUAAAUUGGAUAUGGUGCACGUGCAGAACUCGACACUGGCCGGCGGCGUGGCCGUUGGCACCGUUUGCAACUUGCUUCUCGGCGCACACGGUGCUGUCUUAAUUGGCAUUAUCGCCGGCACGGUUUCGGUGCUCGGCUAUCGCUAUUUAACCCCCUGGCUAACCUCCAACUUGCGACUACAUGACACCUGUGGCGUACACAAUCUACAUGGCCUACCGGCCCUAAUUUCGGCCAUUGCCUCGGCUAUUUAUGCCUCAAUGGUCACUGUGGACGACUACCAAUCGGAGCUGGAGGAUAUUUUCCCAGCCAUGGUGGGGAACAAUGGCACUGCCACCAAAAUUAUGGGCGGCUUGGGCAGGAAUGCUAGUUCGCAGGCGGGCUACCAACUGUUUGGCAUUGUUGUGACACUCCUGAUAGCCAUAGGUGGUGGCAUAUUGACAGGUGCCGUUUUAAAGUACACAAACUUCCGUAAUCUGCAAAAGGACGAACACCAUCUGGAUGAGCAAUACUGGGAGGUGCCAGCAUUGGAGAACAAAGAGGAAUAGUUGAGUUUUGAGCCUGCCAGCCAUCAAAAUUUCCUCCAUCAUCACUAAUAUGUUGCUUAAAUGUUUGCCAAAAAAUCGAACGAUCGAAUAUCUGUUAUGCCAUGUCUUAGUACUGUAUGCUUAAAAGACAUCAUUUAUUUUGUAUUAUUUUAUUCAAUUCCAUAAAUGGGAUUGGUAUGUUUUAGUCUAAAAUGCCUUGCACAGUGGGUACGAAUAAGCUCAGAAGUCCGCACAUACAUACACACAUACAUAUACAUAUAUAUGUAGAUGGUGUAAAGUAAUUCUUGAACCCAGUUAGGCUAAAAUCGUUGUGUCUGAUCGAAGAGCGACAUUCUGUUAACGUGGCCCACUGUGUUUGGGAUAUUUCUUUGCUUGCUGUCUUGGUACACUUUUUAAAAAUUUCUUGUAUACGUUUUUGUACAAUGUUUUUUUUU
Drosophila willistoni is the source of this 2214-nucleotide messenger RNA. It is a transcript of the gene Rh50, whose product is annotated as ammonium transporter Rh type B-A. The record is from RefSeq and is a predicted model, not a curated record. Gene Ontology annotation, molecular function: ammonium channel activity. The transcript is spliced from 8 exons. Gene Ontology annotation, cellular component: plasma membrane. Lineage: Eukaryota; Metazoa; Arthropoda; Insecta; Diptera; Drosophilidae. The coding region runs from base 431 to 1780 and encodes 449 amino acids. Gene Ontology annotation, biological process: ammonium transmembrane transport; ammonium homeostasis.